Laccaria bicolor S238N-H82 is the source of this 2151-nucleotide messenger RNA. RefSeq lists its product as uncharacterized. NCBI's taxonomy places the organism in Eukaryota, Fungi, Basidiomycota, Agaricomycetes, Agaricales, Hydnangiaceae. Gene Ontology annotation, molecular function: NAD+ synthase (glutamine-hydrolyzing) activity; ATP binding; glutaminase activity. The record is from RefSeq and is a predicted model, not a curated record. The coding region runs from base 1 to 2151 and encodes 716 amino acids. Gene Ontology annotation, biological process: NAD+ biosynthetic process. Gene Ontology annotation, cellular component: cytoplasm. The transcript has 20 exons.
AUGGGUCAUUUAAUCACUCUUGCUACCUCGUUGAAUCAAUGGGCACUCGACUUUCAGGGAAACUAUGAACGGAUUCUCGCCAGCAUUACGAUUUCCAAGGAGCGAGGAGCUACCCUGAGGGUUGGCCCAGAGCUGGAGAUCCCCGGAUAUGGAUGCCUCGAUCAUUUCCUAGAAGGUGACACUGUUCUCCAUUCCUGGGAGGUUCUCGCGAAGAUUUUGACUUCCGAUGCAACGAUGGGCAUUGUUUGCGAUAUCGGAAUGCCUGUUGUUCAUAAGAACGUAAUUUAUAACUGCCGAAUCAUCGUUCAUGACUGCAAAAUUCUUCUCAUUCGGCCAAAGAUGUGGCUGGCAAACGAUGGUAACUACCGCGAGCUACGAUAUUUUACCCCGUGGGCAAAGCAUAGACAAUGGGAAGAUUAUUAUUUGCCGAGAAUAAUACAAGCAGUUACCAAACAGACCAAAGUUCCGUUUGGCGAUGCAGUCAUCAGCACAAUGGAUACAUGUAUUGGCGUAGAGCUAUGCGAGGAGUUAUUUACACCUGCGAGCCCACACAUACUCAUGGGUCUCGAUGGCGUUGAGAUAUUUACCAACUCAAGUGGCAGUCACCAUGAAUUACGGAAGCUGUACACUCGAGUUGAAUUAAUCAAAGAGGCAACACUCAAACUCGGGGGUAUUUAUUUGUAUGCUAACCAACAGGGAUGUGAUGGAGACCGUCUGUACUACGACGGCUGUGCCAUGAUUGCAGUCAAUGGGAGGGUCAUCGCACAGGGCUCACAAUUUUCCUUGACUGACGUAGAAGUCGUCACCGCCACAGUUGAUAUCGAGGACGUCCGGGCUCAUCGAGCGAAAAGCAGCAGAAGCAUGCAAGCCGCAUCGUCUGAGAGAUACUACAGGGUCGAAGUUCCAUUUGCGUUGACCAAUGGAAAGUUCGAUGAGGUGCGCGAAGAAGAUUUGGUAGGCCUAAUCGGCACCAAAUCCAUCGACGUCAGAUACCACGCGCCCGAGGAAGAAAUCGCUCUAGGUCCAGCAUGCUGGCUCUGGGACUAUCUUCGACGAUCCCGAACUCAGGGAUAUUUUAUACCAUUAAGCGGUGGCAUUGACAGCUGUGCAACUGCGGUCAUCGUAUAUUCCAUGUGCCGCCUUGUUUCAGAGGCCGCGCUUCGGGGAGAGCAGCAAGUCAUCGCUGAUGCGAGGCGAAUGACUGGGGAGCCGGAUUCCUCCUACAUUCCUUCCGAUCCCAGGGAAUUUGCGAACAGGAUUUUUCAUACAUGCUACAUGGGUACAGAAAAUUCCAGCCUGGAAACUCGUAGGCGAGCGAAGCAAUUGUCAGAGGCGAUCGGAAGUUAUCAUGUUGAUUUAAAUAUGGAUUCGGUUGUAACUGCUGUCCGUAGUCUUUUUGGAUAUGUGACUGGCUUUAGGCCCCAAUUUCGCAGUCAGGGAGGCUCCAACGCAGAGAAUCUUGCCCUGCAGAAUAUACAGGCCAGACUCCGAAUGGUUCUAGCCUACAUGUUUGCCCAGCUUCUGCCCUGGGUGCGGGGGAAAUCUGGCGGUUUGCUUGUUCUCGGAAGUGCCAAUGUCGAUGAAAGUCUUCGCGGAUACCUUACGAAAUACGACUGCUCCUCGGCGGAUAUCAACCCUAUUGGCGGCAUCAGCAAGACUGAUCUGAAAAGAUUCAUCGCGUACGCGAAAGACGCCUUCGACCUUCCGAUCUUGACAAGCUUCUUAGAGGCAGUCCCGACGGCCGAGCUAGAACCUAUCACCGAAACAUAUGUGCAAUCCGAUGAGGCUGACAUGGGCAUGACGUACGACGAAUUAUCGGUAUUUGGGCGGCUUCGCAAAGUCGAGAAAUGCGGACCAUACAGCACUUUUACGAAGCUUGUUCAUGAGUGGGGCGCUUUCUUGUCACCAGUGCAGAUCGCUGAGAAAGUAAAACUCUUUUUUUUCGAGCAUGCUAAAAACCGCCAUAAGAUGACAACAUUAACUCCCUCAUACCAUGCGGAAUCUUACAGCCCUGACGACAACAGAUUUGACCUACGACCUUUCCUAUACCCCUCCCGCUUCCCUUGGCAAUUCAAGAAGAUCGACGAGGUGGCAGCAGUUUUGCCAGACAGAAGCACUGUUAGUGUGGUCGACAAGACAAAGACAGAAUAA